Scophthalmus maximus (turbot) is the source of this 3804-nucleotide messenger RNA. It is a transcript of the gene b4galnt1a, whose product is annotated as beta-1,4-N-acetyl-galactosaminyl transferase 1a. The record is from RefSeq and is a predicted model, not a curated record. Gene Ontology annotation, cellular component: Golgi membrane. NCBI's taxonomy places the organism in Eukaryota, Metazoa, Chordata, Actinopteri, Pleuronectiformes, Scophthalmidae. Gene Ontology annotation, molecular function: hexosyltransferase activity. Gene Ontology annotation, biological process: ganglioside biosynthetic process. The coding region runs from base 151 to 1740 and encodes 529 amino acids. The transcript is spliced from 11 exons.
AGUCGACCCCGUCGGCGUGUUUGCGCGCGCUGCCGGGGGAGUGGCCUUCACUCGCCUCCUGGACACGCCCCUUUCAUAUCCUCAUACCCCAUAAAGUUUCUCAGUCGGUUUGAAGGCACCGGAAAUAUUAAUUCUUCGGAAUCAACAACAAUGCGAACCAUCUACAAGAAGUGUCUUGGACUGAUUUGUGUCAAUGCUGUUGGCCUAAUGGCCUUGUUUUAUUCUUGGAGCCUUGAGUCCAGCUCAGGAAUUGACUUACGGCUGAGACAUGGAAUUCCAGUAAAAAAACUCCUCGCGGGAAAAAUUCAAGACAUCAUUGGUGGCUAUGAUGACAUUGCCUACCAUAUAAACGAGGAAGUGGCACGUCAUUUGGCACACAAUUCCUGUGUUUGUCGGGCUGAUAAGGACACUCUUCAACUGCCGUUCUCCAAUCUGCUUUUCCCACGCGUGUGGGCCCAAAAAGUCGAUACUGCGUUUUUAGAGUCCCAUCCUGAUCCUGAGGGCGUGAAGCGUCACAGAGCUCAGGAGUACAGCAAAUUUCAGAGGAGGUCCUACAGUCCAGCAGAUGUGCUACUUGUAGCGGAGGCGAACAGUCCUCUUCAGUAUCCCACCCAGGGCGUGGAGGUGCGACCCCUCAAAACAAUCAUCAUUCCUGGUUUGGGUCUUAAAGAAGAAAAAGGAUCAAACCAUAUGGUGUAUUUGACAGCAACUCUCGGGAUAUUUGAUGUUGCUGCUAUGGUGGACAAUGUCUCUGUCACGGGAAAGGGAGAGAAGCACAUGAUAUUGUCGAGUCCGCUUCUCGCUUCUCUGAACAGGCAGCUGCAGUUCGUAUCCUACAGAAACACGGUUUUCCAUCCAAAGACAGCAGAUACAGUUGAGUUUGCAACUGAGGGUCACCGGUCAUUCUUCACCAUUAAAGUUGGACAUGGAACCAUCCCCAGACUAUACAACACUGGCAACCAAAGAGAGUACAAUAUCAGUGCGCUUGUUACCAUCGCCACCAAGACCUUCAUACGCUAUGACAAACUCAAAGAUCUCAUUGACAGCAUACGGACAUUUUAUCCCACCGUCACCAUAGUGAUAGCAGAUGAUUCUGAACACCCUCAGCCAGUGACCGGGCCUCACGUUGAACAUUACAUCAUGCCAUUUGGAAAGGGUUGGUUUGCAGGAAGAAACCUUGCAGUGUCUCAAGUGACCACCAAGUAUGUGCUGUGGGUGGAUGAUGACUUCAUCUUCACUGCCAACACCAAGUUGGAGAAGAUGGUGGACAUCCUAGAGAAGACCACCCUAGAUCUGGUUGGUGGCGCAGUGAGAGAGGUGACAGGUUACACUGUAACAUACCGUCACACCAUGAGUGUGGAGGAAGGGGGGGAGGAGGGCGACUGUUUACAUAUCAGAAAUGGCUACCACCAUGUCAUCGAGGGAUUUCCCGACUGCGUGGUGGCUGAUGCUGUCAUCAACUUCUUCAUGGCGCGGACAGACAAGGUGCAGCAGGUGGGCUUCAACCCCCGCCUGGCACGGCAGGCUCAUCUGGAGUUCUUCAUUGACGGUCUGGGCUCCCUCCACAUUGGCUCCUGCAGUGAUGUCAUUGUAAGCCAUGCAUCGAAGAUCAAACUACCCUGGGGUCAAACAGACGCACAAAAAGCCUACCAAAAAUUCCGCUACGCCGAUGUUGAAAGUAACAUUCAUAAUGAAGACUACUACUUCAAGAACAGGUUCAAGUGCAUGACCAGUAACUGAAACCCCCCAUGGACAGGAGAAGAAGAUACAAACAGACCACAACAGCAACAGCUUUAUACACAGCCAGUGUAGAGCAAUGCAGCUGAAAGCAGCAACCCUACACUGCAGCAGCGUAAAGUACAAAAUUAUGUUGUGUUAUUCAGGUUUUUGAAUAAAUCACUGCAGCUGAACCAGCAGAGCGUUGGUUGGUUGGACCAGUGAAUGCACAUUAAUUGAUGUAGUUUGCGGUGUGUUAUACGAUUAUCGCUUGGUUCUUUUAUGUACAUUUUUCAAGUGGUUUGUUUUAACUUGUUGUUCAGCUUCAGUCAUUGAUACUCUUUUAAAGCUGCCAUCUUUGCCAUGAUCUUUGCCUAUCUCUAUUCCCGUUAAAAUAAAGGUUAAAUAAAAUACAAUAAAACCAUAUUAUUUACAUCAGUGGUUCUCACAUGGUAUAAAUGACGUUAUGAUGAUGUCAAUAUUAAAAUGUCAUUAUUACAGUUUUAAAAGGUUACAAUUGCCUGAUUGGGGUAUAUACAACACGUACAGGGUAUGCAUCGCCCCUACAACGCCUAUAUUUUAUGAUGUACAUUCAUGUAUAUGUAUCCCCUGCUGUCGCCCAAUCGUACCUGGAACAUUAAUGAUUCAUUUACCAAAACUCAGAUUUUCUUCCAGUUUUAAAAUGUGUGGGUACAUUUUAUAUUUUCAGACAUACUAUGUGUAAAAACACUUUGUCUUGAUCCAGCUACUGCCGCUUCAUGUUUUUAAAAGCUUGUUGCACUGACAACAUAGUGUAAAUUUAAGCCACUGAAAGUUCAGGACUUAUUAACUGAGGUUAAACUGUUAUCCCCACAGUAAAAGGGCAUGCUCGGGGAUGAUUUAUGUUUGUAAGACGUUUUUAAAUCUACUGUGUCAUACUGUUAGUGCUACUGUAAGUGCUAAGUGACAAUGUUUUGGAGUGUGUCUUGCUGUGCAAGUAAACUUAAUGUAAAGGUUUUUAAGUGAGUCUUGAGAAUGAUGUGCAAUUGCCUUUCAGCUAAGCUUAAACUUAUUAUUUGCACUUCACUCUUUGAAUAAUUAAAGUGAGUAAAUAAUGAAGGUUAUUGAGCAAUUGAACUUGUGACUUUGAUUCUGACUAAAGUGAGAAUGAAAUGCAACUGUUCAUUAUGUUUGAUUCAUUCAAACAGGCAACAGUGUUUAUAAAUUGCAAUGCUGGCCUAAUGCAAGAUGGAAAUAUGGACAAACCAUUGAUCAAAUAUUGAAUUUGAAAUGCUGAUUAGCUGGGUAUAUAAUGGGUUAUAUAUACAUUUCAGGAUUCAUUUUCAAGUUUAGUAAUUGUGAUAUGGAAUGUUUUAUCUGAACACAUUGAUAUAUUUUCUGAAAGUAGGUGGUGUCCAUCACUCUAAUUGUAUAUCUUUGUAUUUUUUUUAAUAGUAAACCAUGGUCUACAGUGUCGAAGGCUUUUUUUGAGACGCUACAUAUUCUUGAGUUGGUAUUGCAGCUGUAUUUCUUCUACAAAUUACAAAAUUAUAUCUGCAGUAAUAUCAAGUUGUUCAAACAUUAUCUCCAACUCAACCUACAACAGUGAAAGUAUGCUAGCACAUUUCUGCACUAAAAAUAUGAUAAUGUCAUGCUUUACAUUGUUGUCUUGGUACUUUUAUUUGACUAAAGGAUCAGAGCGUUGAGAAUAUGAGUUUGUUGUUAUGGUGACAGCUGACUGUCACUGGAAUGCCAUGUGAGUAUACUGUAAGGAACCUGCUGGGAGACUGUCGUUUCAACAUUUCACCACAAGAUGGAAACAAAAGACCAGUCAAAAAUGCCAUUCAGUUGAAUGAUCUUAUUAUCUACAUGUUGUUACCUAUUGGUUGGUGCCUAAAAUUAUCAUUAGUAGUCGCUUGAAGAGGAGAAGUAAUACCAGUUACAGUAGAAGUACUGUAAUAAUAGUAGUUGUAGUAUGAUUUCAUAUGAAUAAUGAGCAGUGUUGCCCAGAACGGGGUGUCUUUUCCACUACAUUUAAUUUCUUAUUUUUUGCCUUUGCUGUAUAAGUUGAAGACCGAUUAAUAAAAAAUCAUUGUAAUUUCUUGUAAA